This is a messenger RNA of Aegilops tauschii subsp. strangulata, 811 nucleotides long. Its product is annotated as protein H2A.5. Gene Ontology annotation, cellular component: nucleosome. NCBI's taxonomy places the organism in Eukaryota, Viridiplantae, Streptophyta, Magnoliopsida, Poales, Poaceae. Gene Ontology annotation, molecular function: protein heterodimerization activity; DNA binding; structural constituent of chromatin. The record is from RefSeq and is a predicted model, not a curated record.
CAGCAAAUUCGAAGCAUUCCCAUCCACCGCCGCCGCCGCAGCCGCCCGCCGCAUUCCGAGGGGUUCGAGUUCGCCGGAGAGGGAGGAGAGAUGGCCAGGAAGGGCGGAGAGAGGAAGAAGGCGGUGACCCGGUCCACCAAGGCCGGCCUCCAGUUCCCCGUCGGCCGCAUCGGGCGCUUCCUCAAGAAGGGCCGCUACGCGCAGCGCGUCGGCUCCGGCGCCCCCGUCUACCUCGCCGCCGUCCUCGAGUACCUCGCCGCCGAGGUGCUGGAGCUCGCCGGCAACGCCGCCAAGGACAACAAGAAGACCCGCAUCGUGCCGCGCCACCUGCUCCUCGCCAUCCGCAACGACCAGGAGCUCGGCAAGCUGCUCGCCGGCGUCACCAUCGCGCACGGCGGCGUGCUCCCCAACAUCAACCCCGUGCUGCUCCCCAAGAAGGCCCUCGAGAAGGCCGAGAAGGAGUCCCAGUCGCCCAAGUCGCCCAAGAGGAAGGCCCCCGCUCCCGCCCCCGCCGCCAAGAAGACCCCCAAGAAGAAGGCCGCCGACAAGAAGACCGCCGCCGCCGACAAGAAGACCGCCGCCGCUGACAAGAAGAAGGCCGCCGCCGACGCCGAGGAGGAGGCCGCCGCCGACGAGUAGAAAGGGCCAAGUUGCGUCGCGUAGUUCUGCAUCUGAGAUGGGAGAGAAAGAGAGAGAUCAUGUGAUCCUGUAUGUAAUGCCUGGUCUUGAGUCCGAACUGGUAGUAGUCUGUAGCGUCGAUUGAUCUUGAAUCACUGCUGAAAUGAAGCUGGAAACUUGAUCGUUUAGCCAA